AAGUCGCUCUGUCAGUCAACUUCGAUCAAUCACACACGUGUGUUGUUUUGUUGUGCUUGCCGCAUGAAAUCUUCCUAAUUUUUUUUUAUACCUCGAAAACCCUUUAUUGAUCAUAUUUGAUUGCUUAAAUAAUAUGAUAUCAGACUUGUAGAAAAACUGAACUAUGGCUCACAUAUCUUAUCCUUUUAAAAAAACAAACAGGGCAGCCUUCCAAAAACCUGCCUCUGCGGUCACACAAGAUUCUCGUUAUUGGAAGUUAUUAGGCUCACCAGUUUUAAUCAAGGAAUUUGGUGCUAUAGAUUACCUCGACUUCAGUCCUGUAGAACCAUAUUACUUCGCUGCGACAUGUUCAGUCAGGGUUCAGGUUUAUGAUCCUAUAACAAAAGUAGUUGCCAAAAACAUUUCAAAAUUUGUGGAAGCUGCAUAUGGAGCAACUUUCCGGUCUGAUGGCCGGCUGCUGGCGGCUGGCAGUGAGGAUGCUGUUAUUAAACUCUUUGAUGUCAAUUCUAAGAAUGUGCUUAGGGUAUUCACUGGGCAUACAGGACCUGUCCACAGAACAUUCUUCACAAAGGAUCAAGUAAAAAUUAUAAGUUUCUCUGAUGACAAGUCAGUCAAUCUAUGGGACAUAGCAACUGAAGCAAAAGUGACCAGUUUUUUAGAACAUACUGACUAUGUCAGAGCUGGAGCACCAAGCCCUAUUUCACCAGAAAUAAUCCUUUCUGGAGGGUAUGACCAUAUAGUCAAAAUGUAUGAUUGUAGAUCAAAUGAAACAGUUUUAACUACAAAUCAUGGAAGUCCAGUAGAAUCACUGCUUUUCUUACCUUCUGGUGGUAUAUUUAUUAGUGCUGGUGGAACAGAAAUUAAAGUUUGGGAUAUAUUCAAUGGUGGAAAAUUGUUAGCGAAUAUUUCUCAACAUCACAAAACUGUCACUACAUUACGACUUGCAAGUAAUGGCAGCAGACUUUUGUCAGCUUCACUUGAUAGACAUGUCAAAGUUUAUGAUGUUUCAACUUUCAAGACAGUCCACAACAUUGAUUUUCCUAAUGCUGUUCUUAGUAUGGCUAUAUCAGAGCAAGAUGACACUUUAGCAGUUGGUAUGGUUGAUGGGGUGAUAUCAGUUCGGAGAAGAGAAAAGCCUGUAAAACAAAUUGAGGAAAAGAAAGGUUUAUUUAAAUUUGCACCAGAUCAUUUCCAACCCCAAGUAACUACAGUUGAUACUGUUGUAAAAAAACAGAAAGCACCCAAAGAAGAUGAGUUUGACAAGUUCUUGAGGAAACGAUCUUAUAGCAAAGCCUUAAGUUGUGUCCUCGCUAAGUUAGGACUUAAAAAUACAGAUCAAAUUGCAGCUGCGUUGCAGGAAUUGAUGAGAAGACAAGUAUUAAAUGUUGCCAUCAGUGGUCUACAAGAAAAAGGUCUUGAAAGGCUUCUUAAAUACUUAAGAAGGAAUUUAGGUGACACUAGAUUCACAAGAACUGUGAUUGAUGCAAGUAAUGUCUUCAUAGAUGUGUUUGAAAAGGAAAUAAAUACAUUUUCGGAAUCUAAUUUACUUUUAUAUACAUUGUUACAAAGGGAAGUGAAAAAUGAAAUAGAAGUUUGUAAAAAAAUAUGUGAAUUGGAAGGUGCUAUUGGAAUGUUGUUAUCUGCAGGUCAUGUAACUUCAAGUAGAGAUGUGCUAGACUUGAAUGAUGCAUUAGCCCCUUCAGCUAAAGCCAUGGCUGAAAUUGUUAUUGAUGUCUGAAAAUAAAAUAUAGUUUAUUAAUAUUGAAUAGA
Molecule: messenger RNA, 1770 nt
Organism: Plodia interpunctella (Indianmeal moth)
Lineage: Eukaryota; Metazoa; Arthropoda; Insecta; Lepidoptera; Pyralidae
Exons: 4
Coding region: 164-1738 (524 amino acids)
Biological process (GO): rRNA processing; positive regulation of transcription by RNA polymerase I
Cellular component (GO): nucleolus
Molecular function (GO): protein binding
Source: RefSeq, a predicted model, not a curated record